Sander lucioperca (pikeperch) is the source of this 2526-nucleotide messenger RNA. Its product is annotated as ras-related protein ralB-B-like. Gene Ontology annotation, molecular function: GDP binding; GTP binding; GTPase activity. The record is from RefSeq and is a predicted model, not a curated record. Gene Ontology annotation, biological process: Ras protein signal transduction. NCBI's taxonomy places the organism in Eukaryota, Metazoa, Chordata, Actinopteri, Perciformes, Percidae. Gene Ontology annotation, cellular component: plasma membrane. The coding region runs from base 199 to 804 and encodes 201 amino acids. The transcript has 6 exons.
UCACGAAUACACGAUCUUUGGUUGGAGUCCGUGUGUAUAAGGUGGGGCAGAGUGUUUCCCGGUCAACUUGUAAAAGUUGAGCGUGUGUCGGAUUUCUUAACGAUCUGCUUAAAAAGCACGUUAGCAGGCCUGCUUCAGAGUGCUGUAAGAGUUUGUAGUCGGGCAGAGCUGUGAGCUGGACUGAGUCAGACCAGAGUCAUGGCCUCCGGCAAGAACAAGAACCAGACCUCUCUGGCUCUCCAUAAAGUGAUCAUGGUGGGCAGCGGUGGAGUUGGAAAGUCCGCCCUCACCCUACAGUUCAUGUACGACGAGUUUGUGGAGGACUACGAGCCCACCAAGGCCGACAGCUACAGGAAGAAGGUGGUGCUGGACGGCGAGGACGUUCAGAUCGACAUCCUGGACACGGCUGGUCAGGAGGACUACGCCGCCAUCAGAGACAACUACUUCCGCAGCGGAGAGGGCUUCCUGCUGCUGUUCUCCAUCACAGAGCACGAGUCCUUCACGGCCACGUCAGAGUUCAGGGAGCAGAUCCUGCGGGUGAAGGAGGAGGAGGCCAUCCCUCUGCUCCUGGUGGGAAACAAGUCGGACCUGGAGGAGCGGCGGCAGGUCUCUGCUGACGAGGCCACGGCCAAGGCCGGCGAGUGGGGGGUCCAGUACGUCGAGACCUCGGCCAAGACCAGAGCCAACGUGGACAAGGUGUUCUUUGACCUCAUGCGGGAGGUCCGCAAGAAGAAAAUGGCGGAGAGCAAAGACAAAAACGGGCCGAGCGGCAAGAAAAAGAAGAAGCACUGCUGCAUACUUUAACUCCCGGCAAGCCAAAGUGACAAAGUGCCAAAACCAACAACAACAAAAAACCAGGCAGCAUCUUCAAACCAUCAAACUGUCGGUCAAACGACUGCUGCACAAACCGCUCACUCCGUCAGCUGCGGAGGGAAAUUCCCAAUUCUCCCGUUCCUCACCUGCACAUUUAUUUUUACACCUGGAAAUGUAUUUUUCUCCAAAUGUAUGAAACCCACGUUUUAAAAGAAUCUGGAUGUUUGAGGUCAUGUUGAGGAAGCUCACUUCCAUUUAUUGUAUACGUUGGUUUUGGGUUUCUGUAACCUCUGUACUUUCCUGCUUCUGCUUCCUCUUUACGCACAGUAGAGGCCAUAAGUAUGUGGACACGUCAGCUGGCUUUAUGCAGAGAGAAAUCUGAUCCAGGAAGUCCAGGCGAAGGACUAUCAGACGUUUAUAAAACUCUGACACAAAGUGAUCAAGGUGAUUGUUGUAUUUAUUGUUUUGUCACAAAGUCAUCUUCCAGGAAUGUGAGCUUGAACGGACGCAUGACGUUUCGUUCCUUUGCAGCUUUUUUGUUUUGUCAGAAAAGAAAAUAAUCUGUAAUCAUUUAAGUCACUUUUUCUGCAGGCUGCGGUUUCUCAAAUAUGAUGAUCUUUCUCGUGUUUAUACGACAUAUUAUAGGACAUUUCAUAUUUUGUUUUAGACUGCUGGUUGGAUGAAACAAGCACUUUAAGGACAUCACUUUGGGCUUCAGGAAGUUAUAACAAGCGCUUUACCCUUUUUAUAAAUUAGGCGAUUCAUGGAGAAAGUAAUCAGUAGAUCGGUAGAUGAAUUGAUGAAAGUGGCCCCUAUAUACGAUGUGAUUUUGGGCAGUUACAGAUUGAGAAAGACCCAAAACAAUCCCACAAACUUUCAAUAACUUGUACUUACUUUAUUUACAACAUUUUGGCCGUUUAUCAGAGCCACAACGUGACUGUUCUGGGGUUGUUUUAGCAAACCGCAGACAGACACAGUUAAGAGACGAGCUGGUGAAAAUAGAGCAUUUAGUGUGCAACAAACCUGUCACAUUGAGCCGUAACAACACAAAAAACAGACCAAAAGAACACGAAUAUGUGUGUGUACUUAUGGCCACACACCAUACAUGUUUCUGCAUCGUUGUUGUGAAUGAUUUAACAAUCUUGAAUUUUACUACAGCUCUUCCAAAACCAUUAUUUCCUCCCCGAUAUCGAUUCUAAUACCUGAACAUUGGCCGAUACCACGUACCGAUCAACUAAAACAUACAGAGAAUAAAAGCCAUAUAACUUUCUUUUGUUAUCAAGUUUCAGAGUCAGUCGUGACAGAAAAAGAACAGAAAUAACUACUGUAAAAUAGAUUUUUCAUAGACUCGCGUACUCCAUAUUUCAGGCAGUAGGGGAGGCGAACUCUUCAAGUAUUCCCAGACAGACACACUAUCAGCUGAGCAAAGACUUUGUGCCUUAAACUGUCCGCCAGUCCAGUCGUCCAUUUUUCCUUUAUUGCGUCUGUUUUGAGUCGUUCCUCACAUUCCUAAUAUACACACAUCCAGACUCUUCUUUUUCUAUAACAGCUUUAUUCUUCACUAAGAACUUUGUAAUACACUUUAUAAUCACGUUUAAGAGGGAAUCAACUAUUUAAAUCACUCCACUGAUGAAGUCUGUGGUUUGAAGGGACUUGUUUGUUUGUCUACACACACACACACACACACAGGCACACACAGACAGACACACACAC